ACACCAUGUCACCGAGUAAAUCAUAAAGAAAAAGUUUUAUUGCUUGGUGAUCAUGUUGAUGUUUCUCUACACGCAGUCUGAUGUCAUGCAUUUUGUUUUUGUGAGGUUCAGAGAUCAGAAACGUUCAGACGGUUUCCUGUAAAUCAUUCACGUGCGGCUUCACGGAAACAGGAGGAACGCGUGACGUAGGUGGCGCAGUUUCUCCACCAGGACUUCGGAGAUAAACGCAAGAAUUUCAUCUCUCGUUCUGCUUGAAUUCCUUUUCGGUCAUGAUGAAGCCUGCAAAGGAGAACCGGAGAAAAGAAUCGGAAUAAUAUUGAAGCAGGUGUUUGUGUUUCUGGGAGAAUGUCGGGGGAGUGUGAGGAAAUCAGAACUCCUGAAAUUAGUCUAAUAAAGGACGAGUGUGCGAGUGAAAGAGAAAAUAUGGAAAGACCAAUAUCACCUGUAACCAGCUGUGUGUCCAUUAAGAGCGAUCAGUCAAUGCCAUUAUCAAUCAACUUUAAGGAGAAAACACCUGCUCAGGAAAGAGAAACUGAAGAAAGACCAAAUUCACCCGAAUCCAGCUGUUUGUCCUAUAAAAGUGACCAGUCCAAGCCACUGUCUAUCAACUUUAAAGAUAACUCUGAGGAAAGAGGAACUGAAGAAAGAGCAAAUUCACCUUUACAAAGCUGCGUGUCCUUUAAGAGUGACCAGUCAAAGCCACUAUCUAUCAACUUUAAUGAUGGAACAGGCGCUCAGGAAAGAGGAACUACAAUACCACCAAAUUCUCCAAUAUCCAGCAUGGUGUCCUUCAAGAGUGAUCAAUCCAAGCCACUCUCUGUGAACUUCGCAAAGGAAACAGACUCCCAGGAAAUUCAUUUAUCUUUAUCUUCAGAGGGUGAUCAGCCUCUCAGUGGAACUGAUGAGAGGUCAAAUUCUCCUGAAUCCAGAUGUGUGUCUUUAAAAAGUGACCAAUCCAAACCACUCUCUAUUAACUUUAAAGGAGGGAAGAAAUCUCAGAAAAGAUCUAAGAAAAGUCCCAAAUCUUCAGUAUCUAAAUGUCAUUCCCUGAAGAGCAACCAAUCAAAGCCACUCUCUAUCAACUUUAAUGAAGGAGCAAGAUCUCCAGAAAGACAACUUUCCUCUUCAUCUUUAUCGCAACUACAACAAACACUGAACACUGACAGAACAACAGGAAUAAACUCUAAGGACAGAGGUCAUCAACCGGAGACUCCUGCGAGAAAAAAACCUGACAAAUUAGAGAAGAAAUGUACAGACUUUCUCUACAACAUCUUUAAUGAUCUCGAGAAUAAAAUGAUUGUGUUUAUUAAACAUGAGCUGGAGAUGUUUAAGAAACUCCUCAGAAAAGAAAACACAAAAUAUUAUGGGGAUGUGAGAGAUGAUCUGUGGAGUGUUAAAGAAGCAGCUCUUGAUAUGGCAUUGUACUUUCUGAAGUUGAUGGAUCACAGUGACCUCGCUGAUGCACUCCAAGAUGCACUAAUAGGAAUUCAGCAGCGUGCACUCAAAUCAAACCUGUGUAAGAAAUAUCAACACGUAUGGGAAGGAAUUGCAAAGCAGGGAGAAACCAACAUUCUUAACAAGAUCUACACCGAUCUGUACAUCACUGCUGGUGGAGUUAAACAAAUGAAUGAACAACAUGAGGUGGGACAAAUUGAAAGAAAAAAAACGAGUGUAAAAACUGAAAAAAUUCAAAUGGAUCAAGAGGAACAAAUCGAGUGCAAGAACAUGUUUGAACCUCUACCUGAAGACAAACCCAUCAGAACCGUGCUGACACAGGGGGUCGCUGGCAUCGGAAAAUCCAUCUGUGUGCAGAAGUUUGUUCUAGACUGGGCAGAAGGGAACGAAUAUCAGGACAUCAAGUUCAUAUUCUCACUUCCUUUCAGAGAACUGAACCUGAAAGACAAGGACAAACUCAGUUUGAUGAAAUCUCUAUCAUUUUAUCCAGAGGUAAAAGGAAUGAGAUUCACAGACAGGUAUAAAAUGUUGUUCAUCUUUGAUGGCCUGGAUGAGUGCAGACUUCCUCUUGCUUUCUAUGAAAAUGAGAAGUGGACUGAUGUAUCAACACCAACCUCAGUGGACACUAUAAUGACAAACCUCAUUGCAGGAAAUCUGCUUCCUUCUGCUCUGAUCUGGAUAACCACUCGACCAGCAGCAGCUGCUAAGAUCCCUGCUGAACAUGUGGACCGGGUCACAGAGGUGCGUGGCUUCAAUGAUGAUCAAAAGGUGGAGUACUUCAGAAAGAAAAUCACUAAUGAGGGUCUGGCCAACAGAAUCAUUGAACGUAUUAAAGCAUCAAGAAGCCUCUUCAUCAUGUGUCAUAUUCCAGUCUUCUGUUGGAUUUCAGCCACAGUUCUGGAGGGGAUUUUGGAGACAACAGAUAGUGAAGACAUUCCACAGGCUGAGACUACAGAGGUUCAGACUCCAGACACUCAGACCCCACAAACUCUGACGGACAUGUACACAUGUUUUCUGAUCUUUCAGACUGUACAGGGGGAAAAGAAGUACAGUAGAAAAAAUGCCUCAGACAUUCCGUGGGAUAAAAAGGGAAUUCUUUCACUGGGAAAUCUCGCAUUUAGUCAUCUGGAAAAGAACAAUCUGAUUUUCUAGCAAGAUCUAGAAGCCUGUGGAAUCGACCCCGAUAACAUAAAGGUGUAUUCAGGAGUGUGCACUCAGGAGACGGGCAGAUUUCUAGGCACAGUUUUCAGCUUUGUGCAUCUCAGCAUUCAGGAGUUCGUUGCUGCUUUAUUUACGUAUGUAAGUGUCAGGAAUGACAAGAAGAAUGUUUUUGAUGGACCAGAAGAGAAAGAAUUACAAGUUAUUGAUUUGCUCAAGACUACAGUAGACAAGGCUUUGGAGAGUGAAAAUGGACACUUGGAUCUUUUCCUCCGCUUCCUUCUAGGUCUCUCAUUAGAGUCUAAUCAGAAGCUCAUUCGUGGUCUGCUGACACACACAGGAACCAGUUCUGACUGCCAAAAGGACAUUGUUCAGUACAUCAAGUCCAAGUUUGAACAAAAUCCAUCUGCAGAGAGAUCUAUUAAUCUGUUCUACUGUCUAAAGGAGUUAAAUGAUGAUUCACUAGUGAAGGAGAUCCAAAGCUACAUGAACUCAGGAGGUCUCUCUGAAGCUGAACUCUCACCUGCUCAGUGGUCUGCUCUGGUCUUUGUGUUGCUGACAUCAGAGGAGGAAUUGGAAGUGUUUGCUCAGAAGUUCAUUAGAUCAGAUGAAUGCUUUAAGAGACUGAUACCAGUAGUCAAGGAAGCCAAAAAAGCUAUACUCAGUCAGUGUAACCUGACAGAGGGAAGCUGCUCAGCUUUUCACCCCGUUUUAAGCUCAGACUCUUCCAAUCUGACUGAGGUGGAUCUGAGCAGGAAUCCUCUGAAGAACGCUGGAGUGAAGGAGCUUUGUGCUGGACUGAAGAGUCCAAAAUGUAAACUGGAGAAACUGAGACUUUCAGACUGCAGUAUAACAGAGGAAGGAUACACUGCUCUGGCUGAAGCUCUGAAAUCAAACCACUCAUCAAAACUGCUGGAGCUGGAUCUCAGAGGGAACGACCCUGGAGCAUCAGGAGUGAAGCUUCUCACUGAGUUAAAUCUGGAUCCAAAAUUUAAACUGAGGCUGUUGAAAAGUGAGGAUGCAGAAAAGGCCUGUGUUUUUCUGAAUGAGAUUGUUGGUAAAAACCCUUUACUACAAAAAGAACUGGAUCUGAGUGGAAAAGUAUUAAAAGACUCCGAGGUGAAGCAGAUCUCUGCUCUACUGAAGGAUUUACACUGCAGACCUGAGAGACUCACGCUGAAGAACAGUGGAAUUACAGAUGAACACUGUUCUGUUCUGACUUCAUCAUUCCACUCAAAUCCUGAACAUAUAAAGGAAUUAGAUAUGAGUGAGAAUGAACUCAGAAACUCUGGAGUGCAGCCAGUUUGUGAUCUACUGAAACAUGAGCCCUGCAAGCUGGAGAUAUUAAGACUUUCAGACUGCAGUAUAACAGAAAAAGGAUACACUGCUCUGGCUGAAGCUCUGAGAUCAAACCCUACAUCACACCUGAUAGAGCUGGAUCUCAGAGGGAACGACCCUGGAGCAUCAGGAGUGAAGCUGCUCACUGAUUUACUACAGGAUCCACACUGUACACUGAACACACUGAGACUGGUGAAAAGUCCUGAAGCAGAGGAAGCCUGUAAAGAUCUGACUAAUGUUCUAAAUGCAAACCCGUUACUGCAGAAGGAUCUGAAUCUGAGUGGAAAAAUAGUAGGAGACUCUAAAGUGAAGCAGCUCUGUGCUCUACUGAAGGAUUCACACUGCAGACCUGAAAAACUCACACUGAAUAAAUGUGGUCUGAUGAUGGAAAGCUGUGAAGCUCUGGCUGAAGUUCUCACUUCAUCUCCCUGUUUUCUAACUGAGUUGGAUUUGAGUAACAACAGUCUCCAGAACUCAGGUGUCCAGCGAUUAUCUGAAGGACUGAAGAAUCAAAGCUGUUCUCUGAAGAUAUUAAGACUUUCAGACUGCAGUAUAACCGAGGAAGGAUACACUGCUCUGGCUGAAGCUCUGAGAUCAAACCCCUCAUCACACCUGAUAGAGCUGGAUCUCAGAGGGAACGACCCUGGAGCAUCAGGAGUGAUGAAGCUCACUGGUUUACAAAGAUAUUAUUCCAAACUGAAGACAUUGAGUUUGUUGAAAAGCCCUGCAGCACAGGAGGCCUGGACGUGGCUAAAUUCAGUUUUAGGUGAAAACCCUUUACUCCUAAAAGAGCUGAAUUUGAGCAUUAAGGAGACAGAAGACUCCACCCUCAGAGUGAAGCAGCUCUCAGCUCUGAUAGAAGACACACACUGUAAAUUUACAACAAUUAGACUGAAUCAGUGUAAUGUGAGUGAGGAGAGCUGUUCAGCUUUAGCCACAGCUCUCACAUUAAAGUCCUGUAGUGUGAGAGAACUGGAGCUGAGCAACAACAGCCUGCAGGAUUCAGGAGUCUCUCAGCUUUCUGCUGGACUCAAACACCAUCACUGUAAACUACAGGUUCUGAGGCUUAACACAUGUGAUUUAAUGGAGGGAAGUGGUUCAGCUCUGGCUGAAGUUUUUAAGUCGGAGCGUUCACAGCUGAGAGAACUGGAGCUGAGCAACAACAGCCUGCAGGAUUCAGGAGUCACUCAGCUUUCUGCUGGACUCAAACACCGUCACUGUAAACUACAGGUUCUGAAGUUUAAUAAAUGUGAUCUAACUGAUGGAAGCUGUUCAGCUCUGGCUGAAGUUCUCAGCUCUGAAGUUUCCCAGCUGAGAGAACUGGAGCUGAGCAACAACAACCUGCAGGAUUCAGGAGUCACUCAGCUUUCUGCUGGACUGAAGAAUCCACAGUCUCAACUCACAAUAAUGAGACUGUGUAACUGCAGUGUAUCAGCUGAAGGUUGUGCUGCUUUGGCUAAAGCUCUGGAAGAGAAUCGCUCACGUCUCACAGAGCUGCACCUGAGCGGGAAUAACGCAGGAGACUCAGGAAUAAAACACAUCUCUAAUCUACUACAGAAUCCACACUGUGUCCUGGAAAAACUCAUAGUAAAUGAUAAUAAUAUAAGAGAGGAAGGAUACACUGCUCUGGCUGAAGCUCUGAGAUCAUCACACCUGAUAGAGCUGGAUCUCAGAGGGAACGACCCUGGAGCAUCAGGAGUGAAGCUGCUCACUGAUUUACUACAGGAUCCACACUGUACACUGGAGACACUGAGGUUGGUGAAAAGUGGUGCUGCACAGGAAGGUUAUGAUUUACUGUAUAGAGUUCUGGGUAAGAACCCUUUACUGCAGAGAGAACUCACUGUGAAUGAGAAGAUACACGGAGACUCUCAGGUGAAGCAGAUCUCUGCUCUACUGGAGGAUUCACACUGCAGACCCGAGACACUCACGUUAAAUAAGAGCGGGAUGAGAAGUGAAGGUUGUGCUGCUCUGGCAUCAGCUCUGAGUUUAAACCCCUCACAGCUGAGAGAGCUGGAUCUGAGUGGGAACACACUGGGAGGAUCAGGGAUGAAGCUUGGUGGUCUGCUGAGGAACCAACAAUUUAAACUCCAGAAACUGUGGUUGUGUAAGUGCAGUCUGACUGAGGAAGAUUGUGCUGAUGUUGUAGCAGCUCUGAGAACAAACCCCUCACACCUCCAGGAGUUGGAUCUGAGUGAUAAUACAGUAGGAAGCAGAGGAGUGAAGGAGCUCUCAGAUCUACUGCAGAACUCCAACUGCACUCUGGAGAAACUGAAACUUUAUAAUUGUAGUCUGACAGAACAACAGUGUACUGCUCUGGCUGAUGCUCUGAAAUUAAACUCCUCAUCACAUCUGAAAGAGCUGGACCUCAGAAAGAACUUCACUGUGCCAAUGUGGAACAUUUUUAAGUAUUUCUUAGGAAAUUCAAACUCUAAAUUGUUUGUGAGAAUUUUAAAUGCUGAAGCAGAAAAGGCCUGUGAUUAUCUGACAAAACGUUUGAACAAAAACCCCUUACUGGAGAAAACUCUAGAUCUGAGUGGGAAAAUAUCUGGAGACUCAGAUGUGAAGCAGCUCUCAGUCCUACUGAAGGAUCCACAGUGCAGAACUGAGAAACUCAGGCUGAGGAACAGCAGUGUUACAGAGAGAAGCUGUACUGAUCUGAUAUCAGCUCUUACUACAAACCCUUCACACCUGACAGAGCUGGACCUGAGUGAGAACACACUGGGAAAUGCAGGAGUGAUUCAGAUCUCUACUCUACUGAAGACUCCAUCCUGCAAACUCCACACACUUCGACUUUCAGACUGUAAUAUUAAACAUGAAGGAUACGCUGCUCUGACUGAAGCUCUGAGAUCAAACCCCUCAUCACCCCUGAUAGAGCUGGAUCUCAGAGGGAACCACCCUGGAGAAUCAGGAGUGAAGGCGCUCAGGAAUUUAAUGAAUUAUCCUAAAUAUAAACUAAAGACACUGAGGCUGCUGAAAAGUCCUGAUGCACAGAAAUCUGACCUUCAUCUGAGGGAAGUUCUGGGUAUAAACCCGAUACUGCAGGCGGAUCUCGAUCUGAGUGGGAAAAUAGAAGGAGACUCAGGAGUAGAGCAUCUCUCUGCUUUACUGAAGGAUCCACACUGCAGACCUGAGAAACUUCAGCUCAGUGAGUGUAAUAUGACAGUGAAAGGAUGUUCAGCUCUGCUCGAGGCUCUCAGAUCAGAAUCCUCCACCCUGAGGGAGCUGAAUCUGAGUAAGAACAGGAUUCAGGAUUCAGGAGUGAAGCUGCUCUCUGCAGAACUGAAGAGGAAACACUGUAAACUGGAGACUGUGAGACUUUCAGACUGCAGUAUAACAGAGGAAGGAUACACUGCUCUGGCUGAAGCUCUGAGAUCAAACCCCUCAUCACACCUGAAAGAGCUGGAUCUCAGAGGGAACGAACAUGGAGAAUCAGGACUGAUGAAGCUCAUAGAGAUACAGAAGGAUCGAUAUCACAAACUGGAGACACUGAGCUUGUUGAAAAGUGCUGAUGCAGCAGAAGCCCUCAGAUCUCUUAGUAAGAUUGUAGGUGAAGACCCCCUACUGCACAGGGAACUGGAUCUGAGCAGGAAAACACCUGGAGACGUCAACGUAAAGAAUCUCUCAGCUCUGCUGCAGGAUCCACAUUACAGACUGCAGAAACUUACGUUGUAUAAAGAAGGCAGUAUUAAAGAGGAUGAUUGUGUAGGUUUGUUUUCUGCUCUGGGUUUAAAUCCUUCACACCUGAGAGAACUGAAUCUAAACAGGAAUAAACCAGGAGAAUCUGGACUGAGAAAUCUGUGUGAUUUCCUGAAGAAUCCUGAAUGUAAACUACAGAAACUACAGCUGAGGAACAGCAGUGUUACAGAGAGAAGCUGUACUGAUCUGAUAUCAGCUCUUACUACAAACCCUUCACACCUGACAGAGCUGGACCUGAGUGAGAACACACUGGGAAAUGCAGGAGUGAUUCAGAUCUCUACUCUACUGAAGACUCCAUCCUGCAAACUCCACACACUUCUACUUUCAGACUGUAAUAUUAAACAUGAAGGAUACGCUGCUCUGACUGAAGCUUUGAGAUCAAACCCCUCAUCACCCCUGAGAGAGCUGGAUCUCAGAGGGAACCACCCUGGAGAAUCAGGAGUGAAGGAGAUCAGGAAUUUAAUGAAUGAUCCUGAAUAUAAACUGAAGACACUGAGGCUGCUGAAAAGUCCUGAUGCACAGAAAUCUGACCUUCAUCUGAGGGAAGUUCUGGGUAUAAACCCGAUACUGCAGACGGAUCUGGAUCUGAGUGGGAAAAUAGAAGGAGACUCAGGAGUAGAGCAUCUCUCUGCUUUACUGAAGGAUCUACUGAAGGAUCCACACUGCAGACCUGAGAAACUUCAGCUCAGUGAGUGUAAUAUGACAGUGAAAGGAUGUUCAGCUCUGCUCGAGGCUCUCAGAUCAGAAUCCUCCACCCUGAGGGAGCUGAAUCUGAGUAAGAACAGGAUUCAGGAUUCAGGAGUGAAGCUGCUCUCUGCAGAACUGAAGAGGAAACACUGUAAACUGGAGACUGUGAGACUUUCAGACUGCAGUAUAACAGAGGAAGGAUACACUGCUCUGGCUGAAGCUCUGAGAUCAAACCCCUCAUCACACCUGAAAGAGCUGGAUCUCAGAGGGAACGACCCUGGAGAAUCAGGAGUGAAGAAGCUCAUAGAGAUACAGAAGAAUCACAAACUGGAGACACUGAGCUUGUUGAAAAGUGCUGAUGCAGCAGAAGCCCUCAGAUCUCUUAGUAAGAUUGUAGGUGAAGACCCCCUACUGCACAGGGAACUGGAUCUGAGCAGGAAAACACCUGGAGACGUCAACGUGAAGAAUCUCUCAGCUCUGCUGCAGGAUCCACAUUACAGACUGCAGAAACUUACGUUGUAUAAAGAAGGCAGUAUUAAAGAGGAUGAUUGUGUAGGUCUGUUUUCUGCUCUGGGUUUAAAUCCUUCACACCUGAGAGAACUGAAUCUAAACAGGAAUAAACCAGGAGAAUCUGGACUGAGAAAUCUGUGUGACUUCCUGAAGAAUCCUGAAUGUAAACUACAGAAACUACAGUUGUGUAAGUGCAGUCUGACUGAGGAAGAUUGUGCUGAUGUUGUAGCAGCUCUGAGAACAAACCCCUCACACCUCCAGGAGUUGGAUCUGAGUGAUAAUACAGUAGGAAGCAGAGGAGUGAAGGAGCUCUCAGAUCUACUGCAGAACUCCAACUGCACUCUGGAGAAACUGAAAAUAAAUAACUGCAGUCUCCUGCAACAACAAUGUGAAGAUCUGGCUGAAGCUCUGAAAUCAAAUUCCUCUUUAAUAGAGCUUCAUCUCAGACAGAACGACCCUGAUUCAGUCCUGAUCCUGCUUCAUUACUUACACAAUUCUAAUCACAAACUAAACCUGAGAAUUGUGAACAAUCCUGAAGCAGAACAGGCCUGUGAUCAUCUGACUGAAGUUCUGGGUACAAACCCCUUACUGCUGAAAGAACUGGAUCUGAGUGGGAAAAUCUCUGGAGACUCAGGAGUGAAGCUGCUCUCUGCUCUACUGAAGGAUCCACUGUGUAGAAGUGAGAAACUCAGGCUGAGGAACAGCAGUGUUACAGAGAGAAGCUGUACUGAUCUGAUAUCAGCUCUUACUACAAACCCUUCACACCUGACAGAGCUGGACCUGAGUGAGAACACACUGGGAAAUGCAGGAGUGAUUCAGAUCUCUACUCUACUGAAGACUCCAUCCUGCAAACUCCACACACUUCUACUUUCAGACUGUAAUAUUAAACAUGAAGGAUACGCUGCUCUGACUGAAGCUCUGAGAUCAAACCCCUCAUCACCCCUGAUAGAGCUGGAUCUCAGAGGGAACCACCCUGGAGAAUCAGGAGUGAAGGAGAUCAGGAAUUUAAUGAAUGAUCCUGAAUAUAAACUGAAGACACUGAGGCUGCUGAAAAGUCCUGAUGCACAGAAAUCUGACCUUCAUCUGAGGGAAGUUCUGGGUAUAAACCCGAUACUGCAGACGGAUCUGGAUCUGAGUGGGAAAAUAGAAGGAGACUCAGGAGUAGAGCAUCUCUCUGCUUUACUGAAGGAUCUACUGAAGGAUCCACACUGCAGACCUGAGAAACUUCAGCUCAGUGAGUGUAAUAUGACAGUGAAAGGAUGUUCAGCUCUGCUCGAGGCUCUCAGAUCAGAAUCCUCCACCCUGAGGGAGCUGAAUCUGAGUAAGAACAGGAUUCAGGAUUCAGGAGUGAAGCUGCUCUCUGCAGAACUGAAGAGGAAACACUGUAAACUGGAGACUGUGAGACUUUCAGACUGCAGUAUAACAGAGGAAGGAUACACUGCUCUGGCUGAAGCUCUGAGAUCAAACCCCUCAUCACACCUGAAAGAGCUGGAUCUCAGAGGGAACGACCCUGGAGAAUCAGGAGUGAAGAAGCUCAUAGAGAUACAGAAGAAUCACAAACUGGAGACACUGAGCUUGUUGAAAAGUGCUGAUGCAGCAGAAGCCCUCAGAUCUCUUAGUAAGAUUGUAGGUGAAGACCCCCUACUGCACAGGGAACUGGAUCUGAGCAGGACAACACCUGGAGACAUCAACGUGAAGAAUCUCUCAGCUCUGCUGCAGGAUCCACAUUACAGACUGCAGAAACUUACAAUAUGGAACAGUAUAAGUGAUGAAUCCUGUGCUGAUGUGGCUUCAGCUCUCUGUACAAAUCCAUCACACAUCAGAGAUCUGGAUCUGAGUGAGUGUAAACUGGGAGACUCAGGAGUGAAGAAACUCUGUGAUCUACUGAAGAAACACGAGUGUAAACUGGAGAAACUGGAAUUAUGGAACAGUAUAAGUGAUGAAUCCUGUGCUGAUGUGGCUUCAGCUCUCUGUACAAAUCCAUCACACAUCAGAGAUCUGGAUCUGAGUGAGUGUAAACUGGGAGACUCAGGAGUGAAGAAACUCUGUGAUCUACUGAAGAAACACGAGUGUAAACUGGAGACACUGCGAUUACAGAACAGUAUAAGUGAUGAAUCCUGUGCUGAUGUGGCUUCAGCUCUCUGUACAAAUCCAUCACACAUCAGAGAUCUGGAUCUGAGUGAGUGUAAACUGGGAGACUCAGGAGUGAAGAAACUCUGUGAUCUACUGAAGAAACACGAGUGUAAACUGGAGACACUGCAAUUACAGAACAGUAUAAGUGAUGAAUCCUGUUCUGAUGUGGCUUCAGCUCUCUGUACAAAUCCAUCACACAUCAGAUAUCUGGAUCUGAGUCUGUGUAAACUGGGAGACUCAGGAGUGAAGGAACUCUGUGAUCUACUGAAGAAACACGAGUGUAAACUGGAGAGACUGGAAUUAUGGAACAGUAUAAGUGAUGAAUCCUGUGCUGAUGUGGCUUCAGCUCUCUGUACAAAUCCAUCACACAUCAGAUAUCUGGAUCUGAGUGAAUGUAAACUGGGAGACUCAGGAGUGAAGAAACUCUGUGAUCUACUGAAGAAACACGAGUGUAAACUGGAGACACUGCGGUUGGUGAAGUGCAGUAUAACUGAAGGAGGAGCUGCUCUGACUGAAGCUCUGAGAUUGAACUCCUCACAUCUGAAAGAACUGGAUCUGAGCGAGAAUGAACUAAAAGAUUCAGUUCUACAGGAACUCCAGGAGAUUCUACAGAGUUCAGGAGGAAAACUACAGAGUUCAGGAGCAAAGAUACAAUAUCAUAAGUCAUGGACACAAACAUUUACAGGAGCUGGUGCUGCUGUCUGGAGUCUGGUGUCUGGAAUCACUGGUAUUAAAUCUGAUGAACAGACAACUUCAAAACCUAAAUCCUUUACAGUGCAGAAAGAACAAAGAGAAGGAUUAAAACAAACACAACAGAGUGGAAGCAGUGUGGACAGUAAUGUAGGAUGCAGUAUGGAAGAUGCUUCCCCUCAGGGUACCCUCAGGCUGCUGAAAAGUCCUGAUGCACAGAAAUCUUACCUUCAUCUGAGGGAAGUUCUGGGUAUAAACCCGAUACUGCAGACGGAUCUGGAUCUGAGUGGGAAAAUAGAAGGAGACUCAGGAGUAGAGCAUCUCUCUGCUUUACUGAAGGAUCCACACUGCAGACCUGAGAAACUUCAGCUCAGUGAGUGUAAUAUGACAGUGAAAGGAUGUUCAGCUCUGCUCGAGGCUCUCAGAUCAGAAUCCUCCACCCUGAGGGAGCUGAAUCUGAGUAAGAACAGGAUUGAGGAUUCAGGAGUGAAGCUGCUCUCUGCAGAACUGAUGAGGAAACACUGUAAACUGGAGACUGUGAGACUUUCAGACUGCAGUAUAACAGAGGAAGGAUACACUGCUCUGGCUGAAGCUCUGAGAUCAAACCCCUCAUCACACCUGAAAGAGCUGGAUCUCAGAGGGAACGACCCUGGAGAAUCAGGAGUGAAGAAGCUCAUAGAGAUACAGAAGAAUCACCAACUGGAGACACUGAGAUUGUUGAAAAGUGCUGAUGCAGCAGAAGCCCUCAGAUCUCUUAGUAAGAUUGUAGGUGAAAACCCCCUACUGCACAGGGAACUGGAUCUGAGCAGGAAAACACCUGGAGACGUCAACGUGAAGAAUCUCUCAGCUCUGCUGCAGGAUCCACAUUACAGACUGCAGAAACUUACGUUGUAUAAAGAAGGCAGUAUUAAAGAGGAUGAUUGUGUAGGUUUGUUUUCUGCUCUGGAUUUAAAUCCUUCACACCUGAGAGAACUGAAUCUAAACAGGAAUAAACCAGGAGAAUCUGGACUGAGAAAUCUGUGUGAUUUCCUGAAGAAUCCUGAAUGUAAACUACAGAAACUACAAACAUGUAAAAUCUUAUCUGAUGAAUCCUGUGCUGAUGUGGCUUCAGCUCUCUGUACAAAUCCAUCACACAUCAGAACUCUAAAUCUGAGGUGGUGUAAACUGGGAGACUCAGGAGUGAAGAAACUCUGUGAUCUACUGAAGAAACACGAGUGUAAACUGGAGAAACUGCGGUUAAAGCAGUGCAGGAUCUCUGAUGGAAGCUGUUCUGCUCUGACUGAGGCUCUGAAACUUCAUUCACAUCUGAAGGAACUGGAUCUGAGAAACACUAAAGUAAACGAUGCAGUGAAAAAGCAGCUCUCUGAGAUCCUGGAGCGUUCAGGAGGCAGCCUGAUAACUGAUAAAUUAUCAUGGAUGAAAUCAAAACUGCCUCGACCUGGUAAAAAGCAAGAAACGGCAACAUCAGACCCAAAGUCCUCUACAGCACAGGGUGAAGAAAGAGAGGGGGAAAUGCAGAACACUGAACCAGGAGGAAGUGAUGUGGACAGUAAUGCAGACAGCAGUGAGGAUGAGGAUGAUGAUGACAGCCAGCAGGACCAGGACAGUAAAGGAACAGACAUUGAUGUCUAUAUUCCAGAUCCUCAGACUGUAGAGACUUCUCUAUGAAAUCAGAAACAGUAGUAUUCAAGUGACUACCAGUCAAUUAAGAGGGAACAAAAAAAACACAUCUACACAAGCAAACGCAACUUCAAACCACUAAACAAAAUGUUUUAGAUAAGAAGCAGAGAAAUCCUCAGCAGAACCCAGCAGAUGUCCCUCAUAAAAUCAUUCUGACUGACUCCUGUUUUAGUAAAUCCACUGGCCAAGUGGUAAACACAGUAUUAAACCGUAAAAUACUUCACAAAGCAGGUGUUCGCUUUCAGUCAUGAUCUGGUUUCUGGCCUUUUCACCUUUCAGAGAGGAACAAAGUGAACGUGUGUCUGUUCUUCUUUUUCACUGCAUAAUUAAAUGACAUACUGACAAUGUGGAAUCGAACAAAUAGCCUUUAACCUACUUCUCUUUUUCACAAUCUCAAACUGAAAGGCUCAUUUCUAAGACAUGCAUAAUUAUGUGUAAAUAAACUUCUUUUUAACA
This is a messenger RNA of Silurus meridionalis, 13803 nucleotides long. RefSeq lists its product as uncharacterized. The record is from RefSeq and is a predicted model, not a curated record. Lineage: Eukaryota; Metazoa; Chordata; Actinopteri; Siluriformes; Siluridae. Gene Ontology annotation, molecular function: protein binding.